AUGGCCGGAUUCGAUAAUCUUGGAUUGUACUAUGCCGAUGGAUACACCGAUGGAGAACCAGCCACAGAAGGACAAAAGGCAAUGGAGACCACUUUAAGAUCAGCCAAGAAGGUUUUCAAGGAUUUUAUUCGUUCGUUCCAUCGUGGUGGAUUUUCUUAUGUCUAUCGCGAUGCUCUUCGACGUCAAUACAAUUUGGGCGAAUACUGGAUCAGCGUGAAUUUGCAAGAUUUGCGCAACUUUGACGAAGACCUGACUGAACUGUUGCGAAAAAAGCCUGGUCAAGCUUUGCCAGUUAUUGAAGAGGCAGCCAAAGAGGUGGCUGAUGAAGUCACUAGGCCGCGGCCUGAUGACCAACUGGAGCUGGAAGACGUUCAUGUCGUUUUUACUACUGACGAAAACCCGCAGAGUAUUCGAUCUGUGAGGGUAAGCGAUUGUAUUUAAUC
Molecule: messenger RNA, 443 nt
Organism: Soboliphyme baturini
Lineage: Eukaryota; Metazoa; Nematoda; Enoplea; Dioctophymatida; Soboliphymatidae
Source: the annotation of a GenBank genome assembly